AUGCCACACCUGCGCAGGCAACCCAAUCCCCGCAAUCCGGUCCCUAGCCAAGACCCCAAUACCACACCAGACCUACGAGCGCAGUACCACACCCCGCCAACGCGUCAUCCAAUCCCAAAUCCACCCACCGGCCCAAAUGCUUUCACACCCGAGGCCGCCCAAGCGGGACACCCAGCGGCGCGGAUAUAUCCAUUUGGAGUAUUUGGCAGAUCACCAGCUGAGAUCCGGGCUUUGGCUAUGGAUGCUGAUUUCGACGACGACUACGAUCCCCGUGUAGGCGGGAUGGCCGAGCCCGAGGACGACGAACCACCCAGCCCAGACGAUUCAUUUGACGUCGAUCAAACGACAGAAGGUCAAUUUGAUGACUCUGAUCUUGACGAACAGCAAGAAGAUGGCGAUGACGUAUACGAGGAAGAUGGGGACGAGGAAAUGCAAGAUCGCGGUACUGACCCUUUCCCCCGCAACGCGCCUCAUAAACCAACUGCCAAAACUAGUGCUAACACAUCUAAAGAGAAAUCGGCAACCCCACUACCGCCUAAUCUACGUGAGAUCUCCUCACUGGCAUCCUGGACAGUGUCAACCUCCAAACCAGGCUGCGGCGUCGCCGCCCUCCGCAAUACCUCCCCAUCCCAAUACUGGCAAUCCGACGGUCCACAACCACACACACUCACCCUCCACUUCUUCAAAUUGGUAGCUGUCGUGCGCGUCCGCGUAUAUCUCGACUUCGAACUCGACGAAAGCUACACACCUACCAAGAUGAUCUUCGCCGCCGGCAUGGGCGGGAACGACCUCGUGGAAUUCGCAACCUGGGAAGGCGAAGCACCAUGCGGAUGGGUAGAUAUCCCACUCGAAGGUGUGGGUGGUCGAAAUGGCGGAUGGGUACGUGAAAAGGGCAAUUCCCGAGCGCGGAACCGUGUUCUCUAUCGGAACUGCGAUGACCCUGGCCAUGAACAUGAUGAAGAGUGUGAACCUGUGGAUGAGGAUAGUGAGGAUGAGGAUCCUUAUUCUGGGAAUGUGCUUAAGGCUAUGGUGAUUCAGAUGCGGAUUAUGGAGAAUCAUCAGAAUGGAAAGGAUACGCAUGUUCGUGGGUUCCAGGUUUUUGCUUGUGAUGAUAGUAGAAGGAAGAUGGGGAAUGCGCCUUCGGCUUCGGCUGAUGAUCGGCGGAGGCCGCAUCAUGAUUUGAGGGGGAUGGUGAAUGAGGAUGUUGAGGCUGGGUUGCCUGUUGGUUUGGAGGAGCCGGAUUGGAUGGGGGAGCCUGUUAUUCGAUAG
Molecule: messenger RNA, 1269 nt
Organism: Penicillium salamii
Lineage: Eukaryota; Fungi; Ascomycota; Eurotiomycetes; Eurotiales; Aspergillaceae
Source: the annotation of a GenBank genome assembly